AUGAAUUAUUCUCCCGAGUCUCUAGGUCUAGAUACUGAAGACAGCGAAUCCACACUCUGGCCGCUCUUCCAUCUUCUGGAUAGUUGCGCCAGAAGCGAGGGUACCAGCACGCCUGCUUGGGCGGCACAGGGAAUCCAGCAAUGCUGCCAAGGGUGCCCGGAAGAACACCUUGGAGGAUUUCUGUUCGGUUUCUGGGGUCUGCUUUUGGACCUGGUACGAGAAAUCGACGUUGAUCAUCCAGCAAUGGAUUUGUUAGCAGAAGUUGUUGCAGAACUCAAGAAGCUGCCAUCGAUCAAGGUCAAUGUUCACAACGAAGAAAAGCUGCUAUGGACAGACCUUCCGGUUCUUGAGAUGGAACUACUUGAAAGAUUUACCGCCCACGAAUAUGGCGAUGCAUCAUUGAUAAAGGAGUAUCAGGAUGAACAUAUUCGCAUCAACUCAUUUGCUGCUAGACUUCUCCCACUUGGUCUUAGCAGUACGCGUCCUACCGAGGCCCUGGAGUAUACUCUCGAACGAGAGCCUUGCAUGGACUGGGACCUUGAAGCAGCAUCUGAGUAUAUACUCAGAGCUGGCAACACUAUCUUUGAGCAUUUGGACGACCCCAGAUUCACCGAAUUGGGGUACGAAGGGGGUCCUCUUUAUACUGGCACCAAGGGUGUAAACAUGGAAAGAUGGAACUUUUGGAAGAAGCGUUUUCGCGAGUGUGGAGAGGCCGCAAGCCCGGAUAGCAAGGCUCACCAGAAAGCACUUGAAGCCUCACGGAAGAUGGACAUCAUAGAAGCGCAAGCAGAGCACUAA
Messenger RNA from Pestalotiopsis fici W106-1, 798 nucleotides. RefSeq lists its product as uncharacterized. NCBI's taxonomy places the organism in Eukaryota, Fungi, Ascomycota, Sordariomycetes, Amphisphaeriales, Sporocadaceae. The coding region runs from base 1 to 798 and encodes 265 amino acids. The transcript is spliced from 3 exons. The record is from RefSeq and is a predicted model, not a curated record.